AUGAAGCUGGAGGUGUUGUGUGGAAGCCACUAUGACAUGAAGGAUUUCGAGAGGUCCAGGGAUGUAGAGGGGAGUGUGCGCUCUCCUCUUUCUGCUGAGGAGGAGCUGGGGUCGGAUGGGGACUGCGUGGCGCACAGCCCUGCACCUGUUACUCCAUGCACCAGCACCAAGUCCAAGCCGUACACACGACGACCAAAACCCCCGUUCUCGUACAUCGCUCUCAUCGCGAUGGCUAUCCGGGACUCAUCCACUGGACGUCUGACUUUGGCUGAAAUAAACGACUAUCUGAUGAACAGAUUUCCGUUCUUCAGAGGCAGCUACACCGGCUGGAGGAACUCGGUUCGGCACAACUUGUCUCUGAAUGACUGCUUUCUCAAAGUGCUCCGGGACCCGUCCAGACCUUGGGGAAAGGACAAUUACUGGAUGCUCAAUCCUCACAGCGAGUACACCUUCGCUGAUGGGGUGUUCCGGCGCAGAAGAAAGCGCAUUGAUAAAAAGUUCAGCAGGGAGCCAGAGGUGUUCGAGCACGCAGAGGAGCCGCAGAACAUUCAGCAGUCUGCACCCGCCACCAAGACUGAUACAUGUGUCAAGUUUACUAGUUCAUUUGCGAUAGAAAGCAUCCUCAGCAAGCCAUUCAAGAGAGACUCAAACAAGGAACAUUUACCACUCCACCCUGCCUUCACCUGGCCGUGCUACACUGGACUAAUGAUGCCUCAUUUAAAUACACCUGCCUCAUUUCCAUACGUCAAGUCAGCCUGCUAUAUGGACUCCAGUUAUGCGCAUGUGCCAAACGCUUAUGACUGUGGGCUGCUUUCAAACAGAGUCUUGCAAUAUCAGAAAUAAAUAAACAUUUGUAUUUGGUGAUUAAAAAUCAUCAUUGUGCACUGAUGAUGGACACAGAGGAGGACUUAAAUUGGACUUUAUUGUGGUGGAAAGGUGUUACACUGUUUUUGUACCACUUAAAGCAUUAUCAGAUUUGAU
Molecule: messenger RNA, 981 nt
Organism: Cottoperca gobio
Lineage: Eukaryota; Metazoa; Chordata; Actinopteri; Perciformes; Bovichtidae
Gene: foxq1a
Product: forkhead box Q1a
Exons: 1
Coding region: 1-843 (280 amino acids)
Biological process (GO): cell differentiation; anatomical structure morphogenesis; regulation of transcription by RNA polymerase II
Molecular function (GO): DNA-binding transcription factor activity, RNA polymerase II-specific; RNA polymerase II cis-regulatory region sequence-specific DNA binding
Source: RefSeq, a predicted model, not a curated record